CCGCCUCUGUACUCACCAGAUUUGGCCCUCCUCAGACACCGUACUUGUAGUCCGGAAACACAGCGAGCAGGAGAAAAUGAAAGGCGUUUCGUGAAUAAAUAGACAUGGCGCAUGGCACAGACUUUACCUCAACUUCCAUGAAUUGCUGCCUUUAACACUACAUUACACCUGAGCAGAAGAGCCUCCAUCCAGCCGUAAUGAAUCCAGAGGAGCCAGAGAAGGAGGUGGACAUGUGGUCCUCCCUCCGCUGCCUGGGCUACCUGUCCAGUCUAAACUUGCUGGUGGCAGUAUGUCUGGGGAUGUAUGUGAGGUGGGAACAGACAUCUGAGCCCACCAUCUUGGUCAUCUUCAUCUUGGGUCUGUUUGUUUUGGGCAUUUCCAGCAUCCUGUAUUACUACUUCUCCAUGGAAUGGGCCAGUCUCAGCCUAUUUCACCUGUGGUUUGGAUUCCUGCAGGGCCUCUUGUGCUUCGUCACCAACCACUCUCUGGAGAUGAACGUGAAGGAACAGGUCACAAACUACCUAUUGAUCGCUAGCGUGGCAGUGCGGUCAUUGUGGGCCCUGGCGGAGCGCCUGUGUGGCAGUGCCAGCUACCGGAGAGUUGUGCUCACCUCAGCUGAGCAGCUUGAGCUGCUGGGAUUUGGCAUUGCCUGCACCGCUAUGGAUCUCCACAAGGCAGUAGCAGUCAUCGCCCUGCUGGUGGCCUUAGCGGCCAUCAUCGUAGACCUACGCAUGAAGUCCCUCCUAGCCCUUCCCAACUUGAUCGGCUUUUCCGUGGUGGCCUCCAUCACCUUCUUCCAGGCUCUAGAUGUCCAGACUAACCCCUUCGCCUUGGGCUGCUACCUGGGACGCCUCAUUUGUGAGCCCCUCCUGGACGUCUACUUCAGCGGGUUGUCUGUGACUGAGCGCUGGAUGCCUUUUAUGUCGACUGGUCGACUGUGGAGGAAACUCACUCUCCUCCCGCUGAGUGCUCUGGAGCUGAUGUUUUUUGUGCUUAGUGCCCAGAAGCUGAGUGACCUCAAGUUCUGGUACCUGGUCAUCCCCGGCUUCUGUGUGUUUGGCCUCUUUUGGAUGCUGUGUCACGUGGUGUUUCUAGUCACGCUGUGGAGCUUCCACACCAAGCUGAGCGAGUGUCAGAAGGUUCGAGCUACCCAGCGCUCAGACACACGCAGCCUGGACAGGGUCAUGGCCUCCAGGGGGAUGCGCCAUUUCUGCCUCAUCUCUGAACGGCUGGUGUUCUUCAGUCUGGUCUCAACUGCUAUACUAGGGGCUGUCUCCUGGCAGACAUUUAAUGCUCUCUUCAUGAGCUUGUUCCUGGUGGUGUUACCUUUGGAGUCUCUGGCACACGGACUCUUUCAUGAGCUCGGGAACUGCCUGGGAGGGACCUGUGUGGGCUACGCAGUGGUCAUUCCUACCACUUACUGCAGUGCUGAUGGGCAGCCAGUGCUGCUUCCCCCAGAGCAGGUCCAGGAGAUGAACUUGCGCUCGACAGCCACACUGAACGCCGUGCAGAGACUCUUCUCGCACCACCUCAUCCAGACAUUCGGCUGCGACUACUCCACCAGCGGCCUGAGUCUGGAAGCAUUGCAGGCCAAGCUGCGCUCCUUCCUCGAACUGCGCACCGCCGACGGCCCACGCCAUGACACCUACCUCAUCUACUACAGUGGACACACACUGCCCACUGGAGACUGGGCCCUCAUAGGUGGGGAUUGUCUGCGUCUGGAGCAGCUCAUUGAUUUGUGGAGAGAACGGAACGUUGGCUUCUCCUCUCGACUCAUCUUGAUUCUGGAUACGAACCACUCAGUGCCUUGGGUAAAGGCAGCGAGGAGGGUGGAGGGCCUGUAUGUAGCAGUUCAGGGAGCAGAGAUGAGUCCAGUGGGAGAUGCCGAGAGCCAAGACGGGCCUCGUCUAGGAGAUUUCACCUCCGAGUGGGUGGAGUAUAACUGCGAUCCCGACAGCAGCGUGCAGUGGUCAGAGAGAGGUCGGCUUAUCGCUGCUACGUACGGCGUGUCUAAGUGCUGGAGUGACUACAGGCUCCACCUGCCCACUGGCAACGACGUAGAAAAGCACUGGAAAACCCAUUUCCCCAGGGCCACCUUCCCGCUGGUGGCUGUUGCCAACUGGUGCUGUGGGCUGAACUUGCUGUGGCUGUGCGGAGCCUGCCUACGCUGCUUCAGGAGAUUCAAACUGGCCUGGUUUCCUCCCACCAUCCUGGACACAGGACAGGGAAUCAAACUGGUGCGAUCGUAGACACAAGCAAAGACUUAAAUGCUGUAAUAUGCUGUAUUUUUUUAUUAGCAUACCGUAUUUUUCGCACUAUAAGGCACACUAUGUUUAUUUAAAUGUUUAUUUUCUUGUCUAUUUUCAUACACAACAUGCACCAGAUUAUAGGGCACAUUAUUUUUUAAGUCAACCAAGUGUUUGAUGUUAAUCUACACAGAUUUUUCAGAUUUUUCAUUUGGGAGAGUGAAGCGCUUCUGUUUAUCUACAGUAAGCUUAGAUUUCCAGAUUUCCACUUAGGCUAGCCAGACAGACCUACACUGAGGAACCCUGAGUGCUCUGGUAACCCCAUGGCAAUAUUAGCUAGCGGAUCGUCCGACGUAGCUUGUUUUAACACAGUAAACGGGAAGGCUACAGUCCGAUAUACUCACCUCCGAAUGACGAAAGAGCUAACUAGCACUUAGCACGGUUAGCAGAUAAUGCUAAUGAUGCUCCAGCAGUGCUAGCCGAGGUUAGAAGCAGGCUACAGGCCAAUAAUACUCUUUUCUAAGCAGCAAAAGAGCUAGCGCGGUUAGCAGCUAAUGCUAAUACUUCUCUAAUACUGCUCCAGUCUCGGGUCUCUGUGCUGGAGAACUAAACUAUAGAACUAAAACUAUAAUGCUGCACUUUAGCGGAGUGGCUUUACUGCUCCCUACAACCUGACUGGUAAAAUGAAUACAUAAAGCACACCAGAUUAUAAGACGCACUGACGAUUUUUAGGAAAAUCAAAGGAUUUGAGGUGCGCCCUAUUGUGCGAAAAAUACGGUAUAUGCCUUACUUUCUGUGCCUUCUCCUAUUUUUUGGUGGUUUAAGUGCUCAUCAUUUAGCUGUGCCUUUGGGUUCUUAGAAGUUGGAGCCUCAGUGGAGAGCCAUGAAUUCUGAAGGUCACUGUGAUCUUCAUGGCCAAAUUCUGCCGUCUCUGCAUAGCCAAGUAAUCCACUGUGGCUUUUUUACACAGUAAGUCAACUUAUUAGACAAAUUCUGGGCCUUUGCUAAUGGCUGCCUAUGUUCACUGUUGCCAUGGCCAAUAUUUUGCAAUAUUUGGGAUUUUUAGGUACUAAUUGUUUUUGUCAUGCAUUGUCAUCUUGUAUCCCAAUUUUUUUUUUACUUUUUUUGACAUAAUUUGAAACUGACAGAUCUUCUUUAAAUCAUAUCAUAAAUUUAAUAAUUAAUAGUUCAAUAGAAAUGCACCAAAAUUACUUGGAAUAAAAUAUUUACAUUGACUUUUUAUUUCCCUUUUUUUCUGUAAAGUUAUAAUUCGAUGUGUUUGCAUUAAGACAACGAUAUACUAAAGAUCAUAGAUCUUAUGCUCGAGUUUAGCAACCGAUUACUGUGAAAAGUAAACAUUAUGUCCUCUAUGCAAUAUAUGUUUAUAUACAGCCUUGGAAAAAAUGAAAGAGACCACUUUAGUGGUCACUUUCUGAAUCAGCUUGUCUGAUUUUGCUAUUUAUAGGUAUAUGUUAAAUUAUAUAUGUUAAUAAUAGGUAUAUGUUGUUUUAUUCUUCAAACUAUGAACAAUAACAAAAAAGAUGCAGAUUUCAAAAGAUUUCAGACCUCAAAUAAUGCAAAGAAAACAAGUUUACAUUAUAAAGAGUUCAGAAAUCAAUAUUUGGUGGAAUAACCCUGGUUUUUAAUCACAGUUUUCAUGCAUCUUGGCAUGUUCUCCUCCACCAGUCUUACACACUGCUUUUGGAGUGUGUUUUUUUUGCCUUUACUGGUGCAAAAAUUCAAGCAGUUUAGUUUAGUUCAUUUGCAUUAGUCAUUACACAUGCAUGGCAUUAAAUGUUUCCACUUCUUGGGAACAAAAUACACUGACAUGCCAAAAGUCAUGGGAUAGAAGUAUGUAAAUUGGUUCAUGGAGUGUUACCGCUGGAGACAGCUUUGGAGCGCCCACACCUGUAUGAGUUGUGAGGUGCUCUCUUGUGAGUGAGGUUAAACACUGGCUAGCAUGGCUUUCUUAAAAUGCAAUGCAAUACAAGUUAUUAUAUUAUUAUCAAUAGUAGUAGUAGUAGUUUUUGAGUGAGGGCUGAUUUUUAGAAAUUGUGGACAGUGCAGUGGGUGGUAAUGAUUGUGACCAGCAGUGUCUGGCUAGAAUUACAGUCCAUGUGAAAAGACAAUCAACAUUGCAGCGUUAUUUAAAUGGUACAAGUUCCUGUCCCAUGACUAAUGGUAUGUUGGUGGAAUUUGUUAUGUUUAUAUUAAACCUUUUAUUGAAAUUUGGAUCUACAAAUAAAACAUGUUCAUUGAGUCUAAUGUUAACCAUCAGUCCUAGUGAUGCCAAUAUCAUCAUAUCUAUGUCAAAAGGUAGUCAGUCUCCUCAGCGCCUGGCUUUAAGUGCCCGAGGCUAUAUGUGUGUUCAUUUGACUGUAUAAAGAGGUAAAGUGGCAAUUUAUUGAGUUCCAAGUGCCUUGUUUCGUAUGAAGGGUAGGUGACUGAAAAUGAUCAUUUAUGAGGCCUAUUUCUGCCUCGGGGAUGACACACAUUUAGCAAAACAGUAGCUGCCACAGAGAUGUGAUUGGUUCGUGGUGUGCAGUGAGUAGAGGAGGCCAGCACAGGCUGACCCUCUGUUCCUCUGGAGGAUACCGCAUGAGUGAGUGCACUUUAGCACUGGGUACAGGCCAUCUCUCUGGGACAGUGCCGUUACAUAAGAAGUGUUUUUCUUUUCUUUUUUUUCUUUUAUUUUACAGAAAUAGACAAGCUUUGUACAGGUUGUGGCACGUUGUCGAACUUAUUCAUCCUUGUUUGACCUGAAUAAAUGUUUUAUUCAAGUCGU
Messenger RNA from Astyanax mexicanus (Mexican tetra), 5031 nucleotides. RefSeq names its product transmembrane protein 168a (gene tmem168a). The transcript has 5 exons. The record is from RefSeq and is a predicted model, not a curated record. NCBI's taxonomy places the organism in Eukaryota, Metazoa, Chordata, Actinopteri, Characiformes, Acestrorhamphidae. The coding region runs from base 198 to 2249 and encodes 683 amino acids.